Molecule: messenger RNA, 5912 nt
Organism: Passer montanus (Eurasian tree sparrow)
Lineage: Eukaryota; Metazoa; Chordata; Aves; Passeriformes; Passeridae
Gene: ARHGEF12
Product: Rho guanine nucleotide exchange factor 12
Exons: 41
Coding region: 436-5079 (1547 amino acids)
Biological process (GO): Rho protein signal transduction; G protein-coupled receptor signaling pathway
Cellular component (GO): cytoplasm
Molecular function (GO): guanyl-nucleotide exchange factor activity; G protein-coupled receptor binding; GTPase activator activity
Source: RefSeq, a predicted model, not a curated record
GGCGGGGAGCGCCGCCCGCCCCCCGAGCGCUGCCCCUGAGCCCGGCGGGGCCGGGGAGGAUCGGCCGCUGCUCGGACGGUUUUGUUGUUUUUUUUUUUUACCCCCCCCCGAGAUUGUUUUGUUGUUUCUUGUUGGAGUUUUUUCUUGCUGGAGUUUUUUUCCUUUAUUCCCCCGCGCCCCACUUCCGUGGUUUGGAUAUUCUGGGUGACUGCGAGAAGAGUUUUGGAGUUGUUUUGGAUUGGGUAUUUUUUUCGUUGUUUUUUUUUUUUGUUCCCUUCUCCUGCCCUUGAACUGAGUUUGUCCUCUGUGCAUGCCUCUUCUGGAGCAAGGCUGGAUCCUGAACCUCGGUGCAUGUAAGGGGCAAAGCCUCGUUCAUAUUCCUGCAAUAAGAGUAAAAUGUAAAUUGGAUAAUACGACUUCUUGCCAAAGGCUCCAAUGAGUGGCACACAGUCCACAAUCACGGACAGGUUUCCUCUCAAAAAACCUUCGAGACACGGCAGCAUUCUGAGCAGAGAGUCUCCAGCAGACAAGAAGCAGAAGGUUGAACGCUGCAGCAGCACCCACGACUUCGAUCCCACAGAUAGCUCCUCCAAGAAGACAAAGUCUAGUUCUGAGGAGAGUAGAUCCGAGACGUAUGGCCUGGUGCAGAGGUGUGUGGUGAUCCAGCGGGAUGAGAACGGCUUCGGGCUGACGGUCAGCGGGGACAACCCCGUCUUCGUGCAGUCUGUCAAGGAAGAUGGAGCAGCCAUGCGGGCUGGAGUGCAGACAGGUGAUAGAAUUAUCAAGGUGAACGGGACUCUGGUAACACACUCGAACCAUCUGGAGGUGGUCAAGCUGAUCAAGUCUGGUUCCUAUGUAGCUCUCACUGUCCAGGGGCGCCCUCCAGGGUCGCCCCAGAUUCCCUUGGCGGAUUCUGACGUGGAUCUGGCAGCUUUUGGGCAUAUGUCUCCCAUCAUGGCAUCCCCCCACUCGCCUGGCACGUCAGGGAAUGCAGAAAGGAUCACCAGCCCAGUGCUCAUGGGGGAGGAGAAUAACAUUGUCCACAACCAGAAGGUGGAGAUUCUGAGGAAGAUGCUCCAGAAGGAGCAGGAGAGGCUGCAGGUCCUGCAGGAGGAGUACAGCCGGACCCCCUCCACCCGCCUGCUCAAGGAGAUCCAGGAGGCAAAGAAACACAUUCCUCAGCUGCAGGAGCAGCUGUCCAAGGCCACGGGCUGCUCCCAGGAUGGAGUCCUGUCCUCCAGGUCUGCGUCAGAGUCGCUGCAGAUCAGCGAGGGGGAGGCAGAGAGUGGGGACAGUGGCAGCAAACUGGAUUUCAGUGGUGACAGCCCCUCCAGACCCAACAGUGACAUUGCUGAUAGCCCUCGCAGUGGCCUGAAGGAGAGGAUUUAUCCAGAUGAGAGCCCAGAAAAGGCUGAGCUUCAAGACACUGACUCCCAGUGCAGUGUUGGAAGUCCCCUGGCCCGAGUGGGGACUCAGAUCAUUGGAGCAGAGGAUGAUGAUUUUGACACGGAGCAGGAGCAGAUCAAUGGGCAGUGCAGCUGCUUCCAGAACAUCGAGCUCCUGAAAUCCCGCCCGGCUCACCUGGCUGUCCUCCUGCACCACGUGGUGUCCCAGUUUGACCCUGCAGCACUGCUGUGCUACCUUUACACAGACCUGUACAAACAGACCAACUCCAAAGAGACCCGGCGUGUUUUCCUGGAGUUUUACCAGUUUUUCCUGGACAGAGCUGCAAACCUGAAAGUCCCAGUUCCAGAGGAAAUCUCCUUGGAAUUAGACAGGAGGAGGCCAGAGCUCCUCCCUGAAGAGCUGCACCGCCAGUUCAUCCAAACCAUGCAGGAUAAAGUCUGCCCAGAGGUUCAGAGGAACCUGGAAGAUUUCAGGCAGAAGAGGAGCAUGGGGCUGACCCUGGCCGAGGGGGAGCUGAGCAGGCUGGACGCAGAGCGGCUCCGCGACCGCAACGCCGUGGAGAAGGAGAGGAGCUGUGCAGAGCAGAUCCUGGCCAAAAUCGAGGAGGUCCUGAUGACAUCUCAGCCUCUGGAAGAAGACAAGAGCUCCACGAUGCAAUAUGUGAUCCUCACCUACAUGAAACACCUGGGAGUGAAAGUCAAAGAGCCUCGGAACCUGGAGCAGAAGCGGGGCCGCAUCGGUUUCCUGCCAAAGAUCAAGCAAAGCAUCAAGAAAGAGAAAGAAGGAGAGGAGAAGGGGAAGAGGAGAGGCUUCCCCAACAUUCUGGGUCCCCCCAGGAGACCGAGCCGACACGACAGCAGUGCAAUUGGCAGGGCCAUGGAGAUGCAGAAGCCCAGGCACCCCAAGCACUCACCCACAGCCUCUUCUGUGAGCCCAGAGCCCCCCGAGUCCAGCAAGAUGCGGCAGAGCGGCUCCUCCAGCGAUGGCACAGAUGCCCCUUACCCCCCUGCCAACCCCAUGUCCCCCCUGGCCAUGGGGCCCUUUGCCUCUCCAGAGGGCAGCAAGGACAGUGACACAGGUGUGAAGCAGCCUGGGGAAGCCCCACCUGCCAGUGACUCCAUGGAUGGCACCCCUCGCACACCCAACAACACCUUUGAGUUCCCAUCUCCUUUGGAAAACCUGCAGGAGGAGGAGGGAGAGUCUGAGAGGAUGGUUGACAUGGGAACGCCGAAGCCUUUUCGCAAGAUGGACAGUGUUGGCUUUGCAGAUGUGCAGAGUGAGGAUGAGCUCUAUGACUUCGACAUGGACAUGGACCCUCCCAACUGGCAGCAGCUUGUGAGCAGGGAGGUGCUGAUGGGGCUCAAACCCUACGAAAUCAAACGUCAGGAAGUGAUAAAUGAGCUGUUCUACACGGAGCGAGCCCACGUGCGCACGCUGAAGGUCCUGCACAACGUCUUCUACCAGAGGGUCACCAGGGAGGGCAUCCUCAGCUCCAGUGACAAGCGCAAAAUCUUCUCCAACCUGGAGGACAUCCUUGGGCUGCACGUUGCACUGAACGAUCAGAUGAAAUCUGUCCGAAAAAGGAACGAGACUUCUGUCAUUGGCCAAAUUGGGGAAGAUUUGCUCUCCUGGUUUAGUGGACCAGCAGAGGAGAAGCUGAAACUUGCCACUGCCACCUUCUGCAGCAACCAGCCCUUUGCCCUCGAGGUCAUCAAGUCCCGCCAGAAGAAGGACUCGCGCUUCCAGACCUUCGUGCAGGAUGCUGAGAGCAAUCCCCUGUGCCGGCGGCUGCAGCUCAAGGAUAUCAUCCCCACAGAGAUGCAGAGGUUGACUAAAUACCCCCUUCUGCUGGAUAACAUUGCUAAAUACACAGAGCUGCCUGAGGAGAAGGAGAAAGUCAAGAAAGCAGCAGAUCACUGCCGCCAGAUCCUCAACCACGUGAACCAGGCUGUCAAAGAGUCGGAGAACAAACAGCACCUGGAGGAUUAUCAGCGGCGACUCGACCUCUCCUACUUGAAGCAGUCAGAGGAUCCCAUGAUGGAUGAGUUCAGGAACCUGGAUCUAACAAAGAGAAAGAUGCUCCAUGAAGGGCCCUUGACCUGGAAGGUGAAUCGUGACAAAACCAUCGAUCUGUACACUCUGCUGCUGGAGGACAUCCUGGUGCUGCUGCAGAAACAAGAUGACAAACUGGUGCUGAAGUGCCACAGCAAGAUCCUGGCAUCCACAGCUGACAGCAAGCACACCUUCAGCCCCAUCAUCAAACUCAACACUGUGCUGGUUCGCCAGGUGGCCACAGAUAACAAAGCUUUCUUCGUCAUCUCCAUGUCGGCGACGGGGGCUCACAUCUACGAGCUGGUGGCACAGACUGUCUCAGAGAAGAAUGUCUGGCAGGACCUCAUAGCUCAGAUGGCAGGAACUGUGAAGAUGGGCAGCAGCAGAAGAGUGAUCCCACUGCCUCAGUCAGGCCCUGGCGAAGAGGAGCGUGAGGAAGAGGAGCAGCAGAAGCUGAAAGAGCAGCAUGACAUUCCUGCCAGCAGCCUGCAAAGUCCAGAUAAAGAUUUGGGCCUGGAGUCUCCCUUGAUACUGAACCCUCAGUCCUCUUCACCCAUCAUGUCUGAGAAGGCCAAGGUGGAGGGGCUGCUGGGGGCUGAGGGGCAGUUUGAGAAGGUGCAGCAGGCAGAGCUGGCACUGAAGGACUCCUCUGCCUGCUUUGAACACCCAGCCAGCAGCUCAGCCUCACUGCCAGAGGGGCAGUGGGCACGGGAUGCCCUGAGGAACUUGGGGCUGCUGAAGCAGCUCUUGGUGCAGCAGCUGGGCCUGGCAGAGAAGGGCACCCUGGAGGACAGACAGCGCUUGCCCAGGUUCAGGAGCGUGUCCCAGGAAGCCCAGACUGAGAGUGGCAACGAGCUGCAGCCCCCUGAGAGCAAAUUGCAGCAGCCUGGAGAGGACAGAGCCCUUGGCAGAACUGCAGAGGCGGCGGGCGGGCACGGCGCCCGGACUGCAGCCGAGUGCCCGGCCUCAGGGGAUGCCAUGCAGCUGGUGGGCACCGAGCCCCCUGCCCGGGGCGCUUUGCCCAUGGACAGCAUGAACCUGGAGGGCUCCAGCUCGGAGCUGGAGGGGCUGGGGGCCGAGGAGAGCGGGGAGCAUUUCUUCGAUGCCCGGGAAGCUCACAGCGACGAGAACCCCGGCGAGAGCGAGCUGCUGGACAGGAAGGAGGAAGAGGAGGAGGAGGAGGAGGAAGAGGAGGAGGAGGAGGUGCAAAUUCGGAUCUCAGGAAAUUAUUUGAUCCUCGAUGGAUACGGAACAGUGCAGGAGAGCUCCACGGACGAGGAGGUGUCAGCCCUGGUCCUGCAGUGCACCUCCCACAGGCAGCCCCCCCUGGAGUGUCCCCAGCAGCAGCAGCAGUGUCCCCUGUCCCCCAGGGACGCCCGGUCGGACGGGGGCAGCUCGCCCUUCCCCGAGGAGCUGCGCUGGGCAGGGCUGGAGGAGCCCUGUCCCUUCCUGGGCAGCCCCCAGCUCCCUCUGCAGACCCGAGUGCAGCUCAUGCAGUACAUCCACAACAUCCAGGAUGCCCUGGAGAAGCUAAAGGAGGUGGAGGAGGAUUACAGCGUGCUGCGACGCCAGGGGCUGGCUGGCUCAGCCUCCACAGGAGAGCACUCAGACAAAAGCUAGUCGUGUUUCCAGGAGUGGCUGAAGAUGGGAUGAAGAGAAUCAGGACACAGCACCCGCUGUCUCCCCUGUGGACUCUGGGAUGAGGGUUUGGAGCAUCCAAACAGGAACCAUUCUCUAGCAAAGUGGGCAUGGGGUGCUUUUCCUGUGGGGCAUCUGCACUAUCUUGUCAGUGAGGGAGUCUAUUCUAUUCUGCUCCUCUCCUUGCUACCAGAAAUUCAAUUUUUUUUUUUCAGAACAGGAAAAAAAAAAAAAACCAAACCAAAUGUACAGAGCUUUGGGUGUAGGAUAUAAAAAAAAUGUAUUUAGACAUUUAAAAGAAAAAAAAAAUCAAUGUAUUUAUUUGACUUCAUUCCGUGUAUCAAAAGCACAUUUUAAUUUUUUAAUCUGCCUUUUUUUUUUGUUCUAUUUUUGGGUAGUGACAGUUGUGGCCCACCCUGCCUGGUGAGGGGACAGGGGGGACCUGUGUGCAGGUGUUUCCUCACUGGACUGGACUCUGCACUCCCUGCUGGCACUCAGACUACCAAGAGCUACUCAUGAAGGUGUUAGGAUGGAAUUUCUGGCUGGAAUCUGUCUGUAUCCAACCAGCUGCAUGGGAAUUGCUCAUGUCACCACGUGUGGAACAGGAAUUUUCCAUGCACUAAACAGCCAGGCACUUGAGAUGGGCAAAUUUUCCUUUUCCCCUUUCCCAUUCCUUUGCUGGGAGAGGAGAAAGAGAUUUAAUUUUGGUUUUUUUCUUCUUGACUUUGUUGGCUUUGAUCAUUGUCUCCUUUGUAAAGUGAUAAAAAAAAAUACUUGGACCUGCAGCACUUUUGUAACUCUUCUCUGGAUCAAAA